AUGAAUGCUGAUAAAUUUAAAUCUACUAAAUCUCGAUUAAAAUCAAAUCAUUCUAUGGAAUAUCAUCGACGAAAAUCGACAGAGUAUUUAUUUCAACCAAUAGUACCAUUCAACGAUAAAGAUCAUCAACGUAAAGAACCAUCACCAUUUCGAACUGGUCUUAAAUAUUUGAAAUUACUAGGUCAAAUAAAACGUCAAAACGAAACGGAUACAAUACAUCAAAUGAAACCAACAAUACUUGAUCGUCUUGAACGUACAUCAGCAUUUUCAACAAAUUAUUAUGCACCAUUACUACCUGUUUCAACGCAUUUAACAAAUAAAUCUGUACAAGUUGAUGAUUUUGAUGAUUUAUCCUAUAAAACGGCAAUAAAUAAUAAUUAUUCAUAUUUAUCGUUCUAUGAAUUUCUAUGUAGUUUUAUUUUAGUAUUAUUAUUGAUUUCAAUAGUAUUAUUUCUUCAUUUAAAUUCAUAUCCUAUGCAUUGUAUAAUGCAUAAGAAAUAUUGGUAUCCUAAUGAUUUAGCAACUGGUUUUCUAUGUGAAAAUACAAAUAUUGAAAUACAUUAUGUUGAAAUCUAUUCCAUAGUUUACCAAAUUGAAAUUAAAAGAAAUAUAAAAGCAGUCAAUUGCCAAGGUUUCGAUAUUCUUUCAUGUUUACCAAUUGAUUAUUUGUUAGUACCCAAAGGACAAAUGAUUCGUCGUAAUGAUCAAUUAAUUAAAUAUUGUAAUCGUACACAGAAAAUGAACUGUCAUAAUCAUUCAUUAAAUAUUUUACCAUAUGAAUAUAAAUGGAAUUUAAAAAAUAAUCACGUCAAUCGAUUAAGUCAUUGUUCAUGUUUAACAGAUUCAAAUAAUACAAAAUGUUUCCAUUUCAAAAUUAAUAGUCAAUGUAAUCUACAUAUACCUUGGUUUGAUUAUUGUCUUAGACAUUCAACAACUAAUUCGCUAUGUCAAGCAUACAUCUUUGACAGAAUAGAAAUGAUCGUGGGAAUUAACAAAGAAAGUCAAAUGAUUUUAUAA
This is a messenger RNA of Rotaria socialis, 1017 nucleotides long. NCBI's taxonomy places the organism in Eukaryota, Metazoa, Rotifera, Eurotatoria, Philodinida, Philodinidae. The record is from the annotation of a GenBank genome assembly.